AGAGGGGCGGGCACGGCCCGGCGGGGAGGGCGGUGGCGGCGGGCGCGGGAAGAUGGCGGCGGCGGCGGCGGCGGCUGCCGAGCAGCAAAGUUCCAAUGGUCCUGUAAAGAAGUCCAUGCGUGAGAAGGCUGUUGAGAGAAGGAAUGUCAAUAAGGAGCACAACAGUAACUUUAAAGCUGGAUACAUUCCGAUUGAUGAAGAUCGUCUCCACAAAACAGGGUUGAGAGGAAGAAAGGGCAAUUUAGCCAUCUGUGUGAUUAUCCUCUUGUUUAUCCUGGCUGUCAUCAAUUUAAUUAUAACACUUGUUAUUUGGGCUGUGAUUCGCAUUGGACCAAAUGGCUGUGAUAGUAUGGAGUUUCAUGAAAGUGGCCUGCUUCGAUUUAAGCAAGUAUCUGACAUGGGAGUGAUCCAUCCUCUUUAUAAAAGCACAGUAGGAGGAAGGCGAAAUGAAAAUUUGGUCAUCACUGGCAACAACCAGCCUAUUGUUUUUCAGCAAGGGACAACAAAGCUCAGUGUAGAAAAUAACAAAACUUCUAUCACGAGUGACAUCGGCAUGCAGUUUUUUGACCCGAGGACUCAAAAUAUCUUAUUCAGCACAGACUAUGAAACUCAUGAGUUUCAUUUGCCAAGUGGAGUGAAAAGUUUGAAUGUUCAAAAAGCAUCUACUGAAAGGAUUACCAGCAAUGCUACCAGUGAUUUAAAUAUAAAAGUUGAUGGGCAUGCUAUUGUGCGUGGAAAUGAAGGAGUAUUCAUUAUGGGCAAAACCAUUGAAUUUCACAUGGGUGGUAAUAUGGAGUUAAAGGCGGAAAACAGUAUCAUCCUAAAUGGAUCUGUGAUGGUCAGCACCACCCGCCUACCCAGUUCCUCCAGUGGAGACCAGUUGGGUAGUGGUGACUGGGUGCGAUACAAGCUCUGCAUGUGUGCUGAUGGGACACUCUUCAAGGUGCAAGUAACCAGCCAGAACAUGGGCUGCCAAAUAUCAGACAACCCCUGUGGAAACACUCAUUAGAAGAACCCCAGAGGUCACCAACUUGUUUAUAUCUUGACUUGACUUUUUUAUGCAUGCAAAUCAUUGUUUUUACAGAGUUUGUAAUAACUCAUAAUUAUUUUAAUGGCACAGCAUUGCUGUAUAUGUUUUAUGAUCUACAUAGUUAAAAUCUUCUCAGAGAGCCUAAAUUCUAAUACAUUUUAUUAAUUUACGCUGAUCUUCAUAUUGAUUGUUCCCUAAAAUAAUUAUGAGAAACAAAUGAAAAUUCAUGUUUAAA
Messenger RNA from Rhinopithecus roxellana (golden snub-nosed monkey), 1265 nucleotides. RefSeq names its product sarcoglycan beta (gene SGCB). The record is from RefSeq and is a predicted model, not a curated record. Lineage: Eukaryota; Metazoa; Chordata; Mammalia; Primates; Cercopithecidae. Bases 53 to 1009 code for a protein of 318 amino acids. Gene Ontology annotation, biological process: muscle organ development. The transcript has 6 exons. Gene Ontology annotation, cellular component: sarcoglycan complex; sarcolemma.